UAAAUAGUUGCAUUAAUGCAAAACUGAUUUGUGGUGUCUGUUGGAAUUUUGUAAUACUUUAGAGUUUAAGCAAAUUGUGACAAAAGUGAAAGAAAUGGUUUAAUUUAUAUAAACCAGAAAAUGUAUGCUGCAUAAAUAUGUGAAUUCGUAUUGAAUUUGAAAGUGUUUUUUUCUGCUGUGUAGUGUGUAUUCUACGUGCGUAGCGAGUAUCUACUCCGGUGUUCCGAGUUGUUAAUUGUUGGCGUUCCUAUGCGGUUUUUUGUAAUUAGUGUGAAAUAAUUGCAUAUUCAGCAAUUUAUGAAUUUGUAAUGUAUAUAAUUUAAACAUAACAUAACACGAAAUCGAAAUAGAAAAAUUUCCCAUCAAUUAUUUGUAAAACGAAUGUAAACGUUCAGUUUAACGCUGUGACGAAGAUUUCAUCUCGUGCCAAUUACUGCAUUUUUGUUUUUGCCCAGACAGCAUAAUAUAAAGUAAAGCAAAAGGAUACAAUUGCAAUAUAAACGGGAGGAUCAGCAGCGGAGAGUGCCUUUAAGUGUGAGAUUUUAGGAUAUGAGAAACGUCUUCUGAUUGCCUGCCUCAAAUUGACUCCACUAAGGUUUCGUCACAUCCUCAAAAUGGCCUUAACUGUGUCAUUGCGUCGCGUAUUGCUGUUGCUGUUGAUGGCAACGAUAUUCAUAUUGAUGGUAUUGUAUUGGAAUCAAGACGGCAUGAAGCCACAAUCGUUUUUAGUUGAAAAAUCGAUGAAGCGACGAGCUGAUGUUAAUACGCGACCGCCAAUACCUGACGAAAAACUCUGGACCUACAAAUGCGAAAACGAGCGCUGCGUGCGACACACGUAUCCCACGAAUGAUGGUGGCGGCGCAGCAAGCGAUCGUCGUAUACCAUUCAUGACAUGUGCCAUGACUUGCGGCGAAGUCAAUAUUUGGCCGCAUCCAACAAUAAAGACUGCCAUUAGUUCGGUAUCGCUGAAAUUCACAAUGGAAGAUGUGCAACUGCGCAUGGAUACACCACACAGCGCUAUUGAAACGCAAUUCAAGCAAGCAUUCGCCUAUUUUCUAAGCGAUCUGCGACGCAUACAACGGCUACCAAGUGCGGAAGAGAGCACCGAGAGCGUGGCUGGAGGUGCAGCCGUAGCGGUUGGUGGUGCUGAACGAGCAGCGGCUACCGAGCAGAAUCAUCUAAAUCCGCAACAGCAACAACAAUUCCAACAACAACAGCAACAACAUCAUCGUAGUCGCGCACGACGUGACACAUCGCACGCUGACGCACUUGCAGGCGCUGCUGCUGCCGGCGUUGGUGAUGCGGAGACGGCGGGUGCUUAUCAUCAUCGGCACAAGCGUCGUCACAUCGACAUCGGCAGAGCGUUGGGCAACACUUUGGCGGACAAGAUGGCACCGGCGGCUAUUCUGAGUAAUGUCUUCAACACACGUCGCCACUGUGACGUGGACACGCUGCUCGUGCAGGUGGAAGUGCAUAAAUCGGGUGACAUCAAUUUGAGUUUGGACACCGAUGAGAGCUACAAACUAUCCGUUGCACAUGAACGUCGCACCGUUAACAUCCACAUAACAGCAAAUUCAUUCUUUGGCGCACGCCACGCCCUCUCCACACUACAGCAAUUGAUUUGGUACGACGAUGAAGAUAAUCUACUGCACAUACUCUCGAAGGCCAUAAUUAUAGAUACACCCAGAUUUCGCUAUCGCGGUCUUAUGUUGGACACAUCGCGUCAUUUCUUCUCGCUGGAGGCGAUUAAACGCACAAUUGUCGGUAUGUCACAUGCGAAGCUGAAUCGCUUCCAUUGGCACAUAACCGAUUCGCAGAGUUUCCCCUAUGUAUCGAAGAAUUUCCCCGAAAUGGCUAUACACGGCGCCUAUUCGGAGCAUGAAACCUACACAUUCGAAGAAGUGCGAGAGGUGGCGGCAUUUGCGCGCGUACACGGCGUGCAGGUCUUGCCGGAGAUCGAUGCGCCAGCGCAUGCGGGCAACGGCUGGGAGUGGGGACCAAAACGUGGCCUUGGCGAUUUGAGUUUGUGCAUAAAUCAACAACCGUGGAGUUUCUACUGUGGUGAGCCGCCAUGCGGGCAAUUGAAUCCUAAAAAUAAUAAUACUUAUCUGGUGCUGCAACGCCUAUAUGAGGAAUUAUUGAAUGCCACCGGACCGACGGAUUAUUUUCACCUCGGCGGCGAUGAGGUGAAUCUGGAAUGUUGGGGUCAAUACUUCAAUGACACCGAUUUGCGUGGAUUGUGGUGCGAUUUUAUGCUCAAUGCAAUGGCGCGCUUAAAGAUCGCCAAUAAUAAUGUGGAGCCGCGCGUGGUGAGUGUGUGGUCCAGCGGUCUGACCAACACCAAAUGUCUUCCAAGCAGUCGUGUGGCUGUGCAGGUAUGGGGUGGCAGUACGUGGCAAGAGAAUUACGAUCUCAUUGAUAACGGUUUUAAUGUGAUAUUCUCGCAUGUGGAUGCCUGGUAUUUGGAUUGUGGAUUUGGCAAUUGGCGUUCAACUGGUGAAGGUGCAUGCUCGCCGUAUCGCACAUGGCAGAAUGUCUACAAACACAGACCAUGGGAGCGCAUGCGUCUCACUAAAGCGCAGCGAAAGCAGGUAUUGGGCGGCGAAGUUUGCUUGUGGACGGAACAAACCGAUGAGUAUCAAUUGGAUAACCGAUUAUGGCCACGUGCUGCUGCGUUAGGCGAGAGGUUAUGGAGCGAUUUGGAUGAUGAUCGCGAGUUCGAUGUUGUGCCACAGGACGUGUUUAAGCGUAUGUCCGUGUUUCGCAAUCGACUGGUCGAGCUGGGCUUAGAAGCGGAGCCAAUAUUUCCUAAAUUCUGUGCGCAACACCCAGGCGAAUGCAUUUGAUAUUACUACUAAACGCCGAACCUAAACUGCAUUUGUACAUAUGUAUGUACGCGUAUAUACGCAGGUAAAUAAAACAAAAUUAGAAUUACUCAGUUUGGAUCGAUUUGUGCCUAAACAGUGUAAACAACAUAUUCAAGCCGGAGUUGUCUAAAUUUUAUUCACUUUUUUUAUAUUUUGAUUUGCAAUUAUUAUUUUUAUUUUGUUUUUUGUUAAAAACUUACUCGAUUGAUAUUAAUGCUAGCAUAAGAUUAAUAAAAUUAGUCAAUGUAUAAUAUUGCUGUAUAGCUGGAAAUUUAUAAAGCUAAGCUGUAACGUUGCAAAAGGCGGGAGAGAGGCAUAGAGCAGUUUGUUAGAAGCAUGAAGAAAGACGCCUUUGAGGAAAAUGAUUGAUAUUUAUAUAUGUAAUUUGAUUUUUUUUUAACAACUAUUAGUGCAAUUGUUUUGUAUUUAACUUAGGUAUUUUUUAUUUGAAACCAAUAUACAUACAUACUAUAUACAAUUAUAUUUAUAUUUUUAGCAUUUUAUUACAAACUGUUUAAACAAGUUCGCAAAUCCUUUGGCUUUCCAAAAACAAUCCAAUGUGUUGUGCACCAUAUUUACGCACAUACAUAAAUGCAUGUAUAUUAUGUUCAAAACAAGUGAAAUGUACUCAUUAAUUAUUUGCUACAUUUUUAAGCUGCAGAAAGACAAACGUUUUCGAUAAGUCCAUAAUGAUUUUGAUUUUCUUCUUCAUUUCAUAUAUUAUAUAUAUAUUGUUUGAAUAUUUUGUGUUGCAUAGUAUGCAUGAGCGUUGUUUGUGAUAUGAUACAUACCCAGUACAUACAUACCAACAGGUCCACCCCAUAAUUUCUUUGUACAAAAUAAUAUUUUCAAAAUAUCAGCAAAAUAAUACUAAAUUAAUGAUUUGUCUGUGUGUGUGUUCUAAUGACGUUUAUUAGCUGCAUAUAACUCAAAAAAUGCAAGAACAUAACCUCAAAAACUCACACAAUUUUUUAGGCCAAUGCAACAAAUGUUCUACCAUUUUAAUUAUUUUUCAAUAUACGCCCUUAUCGGCUAUUGUCGCGUUCAUAAAUGCUGAGAAUAACGACUUGUAACUAAAAAAACAAAAAAAAAAACAAAAAAAAAUAUUUAAUAAAUAUUAGCAUAAAUUGUUUAAAAUGGGGAAAGCUACUAGUUUUAAGCGAUUUUUAGUGAUACAAUGUGACCUUAUUUGGAAAAAAUGAAAGUAUGACACAAACAAAAGCAAGAAAAAAAACAUAAUUAAUAAAUUAUAAUACUAAUAACACUGACAUUAUCGUAUCGUAUAAACUAAUUGAAUUACGUUUAUGCAACAAACGGUAGUUGCAAAGUUAAAGCUUUACGCAUAUCAAAAAGCUUUCAUUUUCACUGAAAAGUCGGAAGUCAUGAGAAUUAUCAUUUAAUUCAAAAAUAAAUACUUGAAUGCAAAUUACUUAACUCUCACUGGUAUUUUAGCUAAUAAAUUAAAAUAAAAAAAAAAUAUUUGAUAAUUAAAAACGAAAUUUAUCUACCGUCAAAUGUCCGUUUAAACAUUUUCGCAAUAUCUUAUGUAAUUAUGUUUUUGUUUUUCGAAUGCCUAUUCCAGUUAGUUUUAUUCAUUAUGUUCAUAGGUAGGUUUCGGUGGCAUUUACUGGCCACAAUAUGUCUGCAUGUUUGUUUAGCACUAUACAUAACCUCAAAUAUUAUUUUACGUAGCUUUGCAUAUAAUGACAGUAAUGAUAUUAAUUAAAAACAUAAAUAAUAAUAUGCUCAUAAGUAAAAAAAAAAAUGAAUAAUAAAUAAUAAUUAAAUUAUAAAAAUAAAAUUUAUAAUAUUUAUGAAAUAAGUUUAAUAUUUAAGUACUGGUUAUACAAAUUGACUUAUGUAAAAUUUGUACGUACAAAAUAUGUGCGAAUUGUAUAAUCUUAGGCAGUCGGAUAUACAGUGACACUGUUUUCUUUUUUUAACAAACGAUAAAUUGUAAUUGUAGUUGAUUAAUAAAGAAAGUACUUAUUGAAAAGAGAAA
Zeugodacus cucurbitae (melon fly) is the source of this 4869-nucleotide messenger RNA. Its product is annotated as probable beta-hexosaminidase fdl. Gene Ontology annotation, biological process: carbohydrate metabolic process; glycosaminoglycan metabolic process; ganglioside catabolic process. Gene Ontology annotation, cellular component: membrane. The record is from RefSeq and is a predicted model, not a curated record. The transcript has 8 exons. Gene Ontology annotation, molecular function: beta-N-acetylhexosaminidase activity. The coding region runs from base 615 to 2846 and encodes 743 amino acids. NCBI's taxonomy places the organism in Eukaryota, Metazoa, Arthropoda, Insecta, Diptera, Tephritidae.